AUGAGUAGACGUCCCAGAGGCGGCAGACCAAAUGAAAACUUCGUUAACCUUCAAAGGGAUAUAAGACUACCGGGGACACCACGUCCAAUAAAGCCCGUAGAGGACAACAUUGAUCGAACUCCUGAAUAUAAAGCUUUUAUGAAAAGUCUUGAAGAAUUUCAUAGAGCCCAUGGCACUCCGUUGCAGAAAGAACCAGUUCUCGGUUCCAAAAAAUUGGAUUUAUAUAAAAUAUAUAAUAUGGUGAUCUCUCAUGGCGGCUGCGAAAAAAUUUGUCUAGAAAAAAGCUGGAAAAAAAUUUGUGAGCCGUUCAAUUUUCCAUCAACUUGCACCAAUAGUGCUUAUGUGAUGAAAAACGUAUAUAUAAGGUUCCUAGAGGCAUAUGAGAUGGAGAAACAUUGGGGCAAAACUGUACCGUAUGGUGGUCUUCCACCCAGACCACCGAUAUCUCCUCAAAUCUCACAAUCUCAUGAUCAUCAAUAUACGACGUCACACCAAGAAUUAUCAACACCUCCAAUUCAAAGGAGGAUUCUAACGCAAGAAAAUUUGUCAGGUUUCCUUCUCGGUGGAGGGCAUCACAAUCGUAUACUUCUUGCUUUAAAAUCUCACCUUCCAAAUGAGGUGGAUUGGGCAUUCGAAAUCUUGGUGCAACUCUCGGCGGACGAAAUUAUCAAUUUUCAUGUUGAUAAAAUACCUGGUUUGGUUGAUACUAUCCUCUUAUUCGUGUCUCCAUUUUACAAAGAUUUACGAAAGCUUACAGGACAUGAUUCUGUUUGCAUGUCUGUUAUGGAUUAUUGUAAAGUAGAAGAUAAUAUCGAGGCAACGAUUAACGAAUACUUGAGUUCACCAACAAAAGUCGAACAAUUAAAACGGAUAAUGCAAAUAUUUUUAAUGUUUCGAAAUCUUUCUUUUACUGAACAUAACGUAAAAUUUAUGGCUGGAUACAAGCCGUUACGCAGAUUUCUAAUAGAAAGCCUCGUUUUACCUGAAGUUGCGCGACUAUCAGAGCUAAAACAUCAUUGUCUAGAAACGGUAGCAAAUAUGUGUAGGGUUAUAACUUUGAGGAGUAGUAAAGACGAACUUCUUUCAACCUUGCCUAAGUUACUCUAUUCCAAAGACAGUGCAUUUGUUUUGCUUAGUAUUCGUGCAAUGGCUAGUUUAGCAGCAAACGAACAUAAUGCAGAUUUUUUGCGAGAAAUAGAUCCUACCAUAGUACAACGAUUAGUGCAACUAUUGCUGAUUGAAGAUGAAGAAGAAUUGAUACUUGCGGUAUUAGAUUGGUUUUAUCAAUAUUCUACGUACGAAGACUCUGCUUAUACUAUAGCUCAAACUGCACCGGGAAAUUUCGUGCGUCUUUUAAUUAAUUUUUUGCGCUAUGGAGCAAAUGAAGAAGAUUAUCUAUACAAUCAAAGAACACCAAUGGAAUUGCAUCCUUUUCAAAUCCAUGGUGAAUUUGAGGAUUAUCCUGAACCUUAUCGCACUUUAGAAUGGCUAAAAAGAUUCUACGAGGAAUCACAAUUUGAUGGUGUGCUACAAACAGAAAUUUGGUAUGCGUAUCGUGAUCAAUUUAUGAAUUCACCGAUGCCAAUGAUGCCAGCUGCGGAGGUUAUUAAGCAUGUUAAUCAAGCAUUCCCGGAAUCAAACGCUGUAAUGAUUACUACGGGAGAUGGUAUUACAUAUAUGAUUCAAGGAAUAAGACGUAAGCCACUGCAAGAAGAGCCAACAGUAAAUCAUCCUUCCUAUAGAUGUCGUUGGACUGGUUGCAUGUCCCUUCCUUUUGCCGUAGAGAAUGAUUUGUAUAAUCACGUUUUUAAUGACCAUAUUAAUUCAGAGCAAGAGAGAUUCGAAUGUCAAUGGAUGGGGUGUCGUCGAUUUCCUUGCGGAGUAGAGAGCAGAACGUCUGUCAUUGCUCAUGUCAAAACGCACUUUCCAGUUUUUCCUGACAUAGAUGGAGAUAAUAGAAAACAUAGAGGAAAAUCAUCCAAGUUCAAAGUAUUGAAUAAGUAUGGCAAAAAUAACGGUAUAAUUAGCCAUAAGACUCAUGUCUCUGUAGAUAUGAAUGGUGAUGCUAUCGGGAUUCCUUUGACUGCAUCCUUAAUACUUAGAAAUCUGUCUAUUUCGAGGAAGAAUCUACAAUAUUUUGAAGCGUAUGAGCAAGAGUUGACUGAGUUAUUGGCCAAUUGUGUUGGAUUAUCUAAACAUUUGGCUGAAACAUUAAGUAAUUUGAAGUCCAUGUAA
Molecule: messenger RNA, 2235 nt
Organism: Cetraspora pellucida
Lineage: Eukaryota; Fungi; Glomeromycota; Glomeromycetes; Diversisporales; Gigasporaceae
Source: the annotation of a GenBank genome assembly